AUGAAUGCUCCGCCAACAUUUGAAUCUUUCCUUUUGUUUGACGGAGAAAAAAAAAUAGUUAAAGAAUUAGAUCAAAAAGUACCCAAUGCAGCCAUAUUUACAAUUAAUAAAGAAGAUCACACAUUAGGUAAUAUGAUUCGAGAUCAACUUUUGAAAGAUCCUAAUGUUUUAUUUGCCGGUUACAAGGUUCCCCACCCUUUAGAACACAAAUUUGUUUUGAGAAUACAAACAACAUCGGAUUACACUCCACAAGAUGCACUAAUGAAUGCCAUAACUGAUUUAUUAUCUGAAUUAUCAUUAUUCGAAGAAAGAUUUAAAGAAGCCAUUAAAGAAAAGAAAGAAGGACUUGACUGA
This is a messenger RNA of Pediculus humanus corporis (human body louse), 354 nucleotides long. Its product is annotated as DNA-directed RNA polymerase II subunit J, putative. The record is from RefSeq and is a predicted model, not a curated record. NCBI's taxonomy places the organism in Eukaryota, Metazoa, Arthropoda, Insecta, Psocodea, Pediculidae. The coding region runs from base 1 to 354 and encodes 117 amino acids. Gene Ontology annotation, molecular function: protein dimerization activity; DNA binding. The transcript is spliced from 3 exons. Gene Ontology annotation, cellular component: RNA polymerase II, core complex. Gene Ontology annotation, biological process: transcription by RNA polymerase II.